This is a messenger RNA of Medicago truncatula (barrel medic), 3535 nucleotides long. Its product is annotated as probable inactive receptor kinase At5g10020. Gene Ontology annotation, biological process: protein phosphorylation. The record is from RefSeq and is a predicted model, not a curated record. The coding region runs from base 177 to 3278 and encodes 1033 amino acids. The transcript has 3 exons. Lineage: Eukaryota; Viridiplantae; Streptophyta; Magnoliopsida; Fabales; Fabaceae. Gene Ontology annotation, molecular function: ATP binding; protein kinase activity; protein binding.
UAUAGUGCAAGUGCUACACUACACUGAACUUUCUCUCUCUAUCAAACUCGCCUUCCACCUCCGUUCAACGUUGAUGUCAACCUUCUUCUUCUUCUUCUUCUUCUAGGAUUCAUCUCUUUUUCUCUCUUAAAAUGAAUCACUACUAAAACUUAUCUUAUCUAUCCACAUUAACUCCGAUGAAUCCUCCACCGUACUUCUUCCUCCUCCUCCUCAUUUUUCUCUCUUCUUGCUCCGCCACUUCACCGGAGCUCCGAUCUCUACUCGAAUUCAAAAAAGCCAUAACUUCAGAUCCAGAAAAUCCACCUCUCACUUCAUGGAACCUUUCUUCUCUCCGAAACGACAACAUAUGUCCACGUUCAUGGACAGGAAUCACCUGCGACGACCUCACCGGAAACGUCACCGGAAUUAACCUCAACAACUUCAACCUCGCCGGAGAGUUAAAAUUUCAAACACUCCUCGACCUCAAACUUCUCAAAAAUCUCAGCCUCGCCGGAAACAGCUUCAGUGGAAGAUUACCACCGUCGUUAGGUACAAUUACUUCUCUUCAACAUUUGGAUCUUUCAAACAACAAAUUCUACGGUCCAAUUCCGGCGCGGAUCAACGAUCUUUGGGGUUUGAAUUACCUCAAUUUUUCACAUAACAAUUUCAAAGGUGGUUUUCCAGCUCAACUCAAUAAUCUUCAACAGCUUAGGGUUUUAGAUUUGCACUCUAACAAUUUCUGGGCUAGCAUUGCUGAAUUAAUUCCGACUCUUCACAACGUCGAGUUUCUCGAUUUGAGUCUAAAUCAAUUCUCUGGUGCACUUUCACUUACUCUUGAGAAUGUUUCAUCUUUGGCGAAUACUGUUCGGUAUUUGAACUUGAGUUAUAACAAAUUGAACGGUGAAUUUUUCUUAAACGAUUCAAUUGCAUUGUUUCGAAACUUGCAAACUCUGGAUUUGAGUGGUAAUUUGAUUAGAGGAGAGCUUCCUUCUUUUGGUUCAUUGCCUGGACUUCGAGUUUUGAGACUAGCGCGUAAUCUGUUCUUUGGCGCUGUGCCUGAGGAUUUGUUGCUGAGUUCAAUGUCAUUGGAGGAAUUGGAUCUUAGCCACAAUGGAUUUACAGGCUCAAUUGCUGUAAUUAAUUCCACCACUUUAAAUGUAUUGGAUCUUUCAUCAAAUAGUUUAUCAGGCUCACUGCCAACCUCUUUGAGAAGAUGCACAGUCAUAGAUUUGAGCAGGAAUAUGUUUACUGGCGACAUUUCUGUAUUAGGGAACUGGGAAGACACUAUGGAGGUUGUUGAUCUGAGUUCAAACAAGCUGUCUGGAUCCGUGCCUUCUAUUAUAGGGACAUAUUCAAAAUUGUCUACCCUUGAUUUAAGUUUUAAUGAACUUAAUGGAUCCAUUCCUGUUGGUUUGGUUACUUCACAAUCGCUAACAAGACUGAAUCUUUCUGGAAAUCAAUUUACAGGGCCACUUUUGCUUCAAGGUUCAGGGGCAAGUGAAUUACUAAUUUUGCCUCCUUUUCAGCCAAUGGAAUAUUUUGAUGUAUCUAACAACUCGUUAGAAGGUGUCUUACCUUCUGAUAUAGAUAGAAUGGUUAAGCUCAAAAUGCUGAAUCUAGCAAGGAAUGGCUUUUCCGGACAGCUUCCAAAUGAAUUGAGCAAACUUAUUGAUUUGGAGUACCUCAAUUUGUCUAACAACAAAUUUACCGGAAAAAUUCCUGAUAAGCUUUCAUUUAACUUGACUGCGUUUAAUGUGUCCAAUAAUGAUCUAUCUGGCCAUGUUCCAGAAAAUUUACGGCGGUUUCCUCCUUCAUCUUUUUACCCUGGAAAUGAAAAGCUAAAGUUACCAGAUAAUGCCCCAGAACAUUCUGCACUGCCAAAUAUUCCAGAUAAAGAUAAACAUCAUAGUUCAAAGGGUAAUAUCAGGAUAGCAAUUAUCCUUGCUUCUGUGGGUGCUGCUGUGAUGAUUGCUUUUGUUUUAUUGGCUUAUCAUCGAACACAAGCAAAAGAAUUUCGUGGGAGAAGUGAUUUUGCUGGCCAAACUACUGGAAGAGAUGUCAAGUUAGCAGGACUUUCAAGGCCUUCCCUCUUCAAGUUCAAUACAAAUGCUCAACCCCCAACAUCUUCGUUGAGCUUUUCAAAUGAUCACUUAUUGACAUCCAAUUCAAGAUCACUUUCUGGACCACAGUCAGAGUUUAUAACCGAAAUUUCUGAGCACGGCUUGCCGCAGGAAGUGGUAGCAACCAGUUCAGCACCUCCUAAUUUGAUGGAUAACCCUCCCAUGUCAUCUGGAAGGAAGUCUUCUCCUGGUUCCCCAUUGUCGUCCUCACCACGCUUUAUCGAGGCUUGUGAAAAGCCUGUGAUGUUGGACGUAUACUCACCAGAUCGACUAGCUGGGGAACUGUUUUUCCUGGAUUCUUCACUAGCAUUCACUGCAGAGGAGUUAUCUCGAGCUCCGGCUGAAGUUCUUGGUAGAAGUAGCCACGGCACUCUGUACAAAGCUACUCUGGACAAUGGUCAUAUGUUGACUGUAAAAUGGUUAAGAGUGGGGUUGGUCAAACAUAAAAAGGAAUUUGCGAGAGAAGUUAAAAAGAUCGGUUCGAUGAGGCAUCCAAACAUUGUCCCAUUACGAGCAUACUAUUGGGGGCCUAGGGAACAGGAGAGGCUUCUUUUAGCUGACUACAUUCAUGGAGACAACUUGGCCCUCCAUCUCUAUGAGACCACUCCCCGGAGAUACUCGCCAUUGUCAUUCAGCCAGAGAAUAAGAGUUGCAGUUGAAGUUGCUAGAUGUCUUUUAUACCUUCAUGAUCGAGGGCUUCCCCAUGGAAAUCUGAAGCCGACAAAUAUUCUGUUAGCAGGCCCUGAUUACAGUGUUUCUCUUACUGACUACGGUCUGCACCGGCUAAUGACACCGGCUGGAGUUGCAGAGCAGAUACUAAAUCUAGGAGCACUCGGAUACCGCGCUCCAGAACUUGCUUCUGCAUCCAAACCACUUCCAUCAUUUAAGGCCGAUGUUUAUGCACUUGGGGUGAUCCUAAUGGAAUUAUUAACGAGGAAAAGUGCAGGCGACAUAAUAUCUGGGCAAUCAGGUGCUGUUGAUCUUACAGAUUGGGUUAGGCUGUGUGAGAGAGAAGGAAGGGUAAUGGACUGUAUAGACAGAGACAUUGCAGGUGGUGAAGAAUCCUCUAAAGAGAUGGACCAACUGCUUGCGACAUCUCUCAGGUGUAUUCUCCCUGUACAUGAAAGGCCUAACAUCAGACAAGUUUUUGAAGAUCUCUGUUCCAUACCAUCGGCUUGAAUUUUUUGUACAUGUGUCUGGGGAUUAGGUUUUUUAUUUUUGGUUCCUUGACCCAUUGUUAUUUUCUGAUUCUUUGUACUCAUAUCUUCUCUCCUCCUUAAUUGGUUUCAGGCCUUAUUUUGGGCUAAUCAUCAUAUUCUUUUCUUCUAUUAUUCUCUUUUUCUAGAAAGAUAUUUCUUGUAAAGCGACAAUCAUCGAUUAAUCGACAGUGUUGGUGUUUAAUUUGAAAUGGAGAUGUUUGAAUUCUUUUCUCUUAA